Molecule: messenger RNA, 2118 nt
Organism: Truncatella angustata
Lineage: Eukaryota; Fungi; Ascomycota; Sordariomycetes; Amphisphaeriales; Sporocadaceae
Exons: 2
Coding region: 420-1901 (493 amino acids)
Source: RefSeq, a predicted model, not a curated record
GAAGCGGCCAAACGGCGAAUGCGUAAUGCGGGGUGCAGUACACACAGAUGAUAGGUAAUUUAACAAUAUUUGCAGUGCUUUCCUUUCAUGCGACAUUUAAUGGUACAAAUACAUACAUAGGUACUUGUGAUGGGAGCCAUGCUGGCCAAGGGGCCGUACGUCGUUAGGCACACAAGGUACAGCACAUGUAUGUAGACACAACAUCAAUGUAGACUUUCCAUAGGCCGAGCCGGUUCGGAGCUCUCCUCUUAUCGGUUGUAAGGUUAGUGGAUGCCAGCAAUUCCCAUACUAAACCUGCCUUAACCUUUCUUUAUCGGUGCAUCUGAUCAGAUUGACUGAUCAGGCUUUCGCUUCUGCUUCGCCUUCAGCUUCACCAAUGUGGGUAAAGGAUUACGGACAUAUAUAUUCUUGUCGCAGGAAUGAAUGUUCAAGACCUCACGCAGACCUUGGUCGAGUCUUUCCACGCUCUAGCAAACGAAGUCCAAAAUCUGAACGACCGCCAGAUCGUUCUAGAGCACAAGCUUCGUUAUGCUCAUGAACAGUUCCAAUUCUUCUCCAACAAAUAUGCGCCAGCUGCACCCGAGAUAUCAGAAACGCUUGCGAACCUGCAACUGCCACCCGAGCCCGACAACCCCUCAUUGACAAGCACAAACUCCGUCCCUCUUCUGAGACGCAAGCCCGCCGACUCAAAGCACCAAAUCGCUUUGAUCAUCAGAGAGGGCAGGCGCGUUGCCUCGUCGCUCGGCAAUUACAGCAGGAGUAGCCACUCUAGUCGAGACCCGGACCUGGAUACUCUCUCCCGAAGCACCAUGACGACGGCGACCGACACUAUAUUGGAGCAAGAUUUCACCGUGCAGGGCAAGAAGAGCGACCUGAAAUGCCCUUUCUCUCGGACCCCCGUACCUCUGUCGGCCGACGAGGAAACGAGUCGAUCACACACGACACCAGACCCUACACCCCACCAAUCCAACGACCCGAUAUGCGCUGCCAUGUUCGAGGAAACGACGAAUAUGCACGCUCCCGACCAGGAUGGCGCCUCGAAAUGUCCCAUCCGCUACAUGGAUCAGCAUUCUCCAGAAGAGAUUGCCCACUAUCUCGAGACCCACAAGCACGAUCUUCCCCGAAGCCACGAAGUCUGCUUGCGCAGGUACCAGAAGAACGAGGACCAUAUCAGAAAACUUGACGCCAAGUACGGAAACCUCGUUAACAUGGUCGAAGGCCUAGGGCGUAUUCACCAGCCAAUGCUGCCCGAGCAAGACACGAGACCUCAGAGCGAGGUCGAGACCGGUUCGAAUGAGCGCGUAGAAACAUGGGCACAGGCUGUCAGUGCCACAGCCACCGACGAUCUUGAGUCGGAGGAACAGGCCGCCCACGACCAAGGACGGCAGAGCCAUUUUGACCGGCCCAUGAAAGAAGUACGCUUGGGCGAGUCUCCGAGUAGGCCUUGGGGUAUACCGGUGCCGGACUUCGAUCCGCCCUUGGUCGAUGGGGAGGCUCGUGAGCCGCCCAUGUCGCCUCCUCCAGCUCCUGUCCAGGUGCCCUCUACACCUGCCGCAAACAAUGGAACACCCAGCCGUAAGGCCGGGAAAUGUCCAUUUGACCACACCAAGAUUAAGGCGAACGCAAUGACGCCAACUAUGCCGAAGCUCGAGGAAAACAAAAGCCCAGAGGGCUUGGGCGCAUAUCCGGAUCAUCACGCCUUCACGACUCCCGCCACAGCAACACGAAAGCCAGCACAACAAGCGGCAACGACACCACCUCAACCGACCUUCUUGAACGCUGCUGACAUAGCUCCGCCCAAACCUGGAGCGCCACAGAUGGUUUUUACAGGACCUGUUUUCAUCGGCUACCCUAUUGAACAAGCAAUACAGUUUAUGCAGCAUUUCCAGGGGCAGCAGUAGGGUUGUAGUUGUGCGACUUGGUCUAGCGGUUGAUUUCUCGACGUUCCUAUUAUAUACGACAUUGGCGUCAUUGAGCAAGCGGUUUAUCAUUGUUGUUUGCAGUUGUCACGCCGGCUUAGCAUAAAUCGGAGUUUUUGUAUUUCCACAAGGGUUCAAAGAGUAUUUGAGGAGCGACGAUACCCUUUACGAGAGAAUUGCGGAACAUGGUACAGUUAGU